AUGAUUUUCCCAGAGUCACAUAGCUACCUCUUAAUGAAACAAAGGAAAUUUCUCUACCACUUCAAAAAUGUAAGAUGGGCUAAGGGUCGUCACGAAACCUACCUGUGCUAUGUUGUGAAACGUCGGGAUAGUGCCACCUCCUUCUCUUUGGACUUUGGCUACCUUCGCAACAAGAAUGGCUGCCAUGUAGAAUUGAUCUUCCUUCGCUACAUCUCUGCCUGGGACCUUGAUCCUAGCCGGUGCUAUAGGGUGACAUGGUUCACUUCAUGGAGCCCCUGCUAUGACUGCGCCCGUCAUGUGGCGAACUUUCUUCGCUGCUACCCUAAUCUAACACUUCGGAUUUUCACUGCCCGCCUCUACUUCUGUGAGGACAAGAAAGCCGAGCCGGAGGGGCUUCGACGUCUGCACCGGGCUGGGGUCCAAAUUGCUAUCAUGACUUUCAAAGAUUACUUUUAUUGUUGGAACACCUUUGUGGAAAAUAAAGAAAGGACCUUCAAAGCCUGGGAAGGAUUGCAUGAAAAUUCUGUUCGUCUGUCUCGGCAACUCCGGCGUAUCCUUUUGCCAUUAUACGAGAUCGAUGACUUAAGAGAUGCCUUUCGUACUCUGGGGCUUUGAUACCAGCUGCAAGAUCAUACAGAGAGACAUAAUUAGAGACAAUGAGUCCAUCCACCUCAACCUCUUCUUUCUAUCCCUAAAUUGGCACUUUUAACCUCCAUUUCCUUCUUUUAUUUCCCUUCUGUUUUUAUGAAUUCACAAGAAAAAAUACUUUGAAUUCCUUUAUGAUGUCCUGAGAAAAGAAGACACAUAUUUCCUGCUCAGGACCACAAAAUUCUAUUCAUCCUCAAUUCUCCCUCUCCCCAAACUCUGUUCCUUACAACACCUCCCUCUAGAAGGUACUUGAAUUAGUGAAUGAAUUCACCCAGCAAGAAUCUACCACUCUGGUAACAUGAAUUUUGGGAAAUGCUGAAGCAAUGAAGGAUGAGAACAUUUUCAAUAUCCUCCACCCUGGACCUUCUGGCCAGUAUCAUUUUUCAUAAUUUGUUCCAGUUGAAUUUUCAGUGACCUCACCGAUGCUCCUAACCUUUUGCCUGGAUAACAUGAUUCAACUUUCAGUGAAUGCAGUUUUCUAUAGGGAUACUCCUUUUCCAGGCCACAGUCUCAUCUCUGUGAGAGAGGUUGAAUGACUCUAACCUUACAUCUUCUUCUUUUAUUAUAUUUUUAAAACCUUUUUUAAAAAAGCAUUAAUA
This is a messenger RNA of Gracilinanus agilis (Agile Gracile Mouse Opossum), 1247 nucleotides long. It is a transcript of the gene AICDA, whose product is annotated as activation induced cytidine deaminase. Gene Ontology annotation, biological process: negative regulation of single stranded viral RNA replication via double stranded DNA intermediate; DNA cytosine deamination; defense response to virus. Gene Ontology annotation, molecular function: cytidine deaminase activity; RNA binding; zinc ion binding. The record is from RefSeq and is a predicted model, not a curated record. The transcript has 5 exons. Bases 1 to 615 code for a protein of 204 amino acids. NCBI's taxonomy places the organism in Eukaryota, Metazoa, Chordata, Mammalia, Didelphimorphia, Didelphidae. Gene Ontology annotation, cellular component: nucleus; cytoplasm; P-body.